Messenger RNA from Octodon degus (degu), 279 nucleotides. RefSeq names its product tubulin-specific chaperone A-like. The transcript has 2 exons. Lineage: Eukaryota; Metazoa; Chordata; Mammalia; Rodentia; Octodontidae. The coding region runs from base 1 to 279 and encodes 92 amino acids. Gene Ontology annotation, biological process: tubulin complex assembly; post-chaperonin tubulin folding pathway. The record is from RefSeq and is a predicted model, not a curated record. Gene Ontology annotation, molecular function: beta-tubulin binding. Gene Ontology annotation, cellular component: microtubule cytoskeleton; cytosol.
AUGGCCGAUCCCCAUGUGAGGCACAUCAAGACUGGCAUGGUAAAACAAUUAGUCAAAGAAAAAGUGAUGUACGGAAAAGAAGCAAAGCAACAAGAAGAAAAGAUUGAAAAAAUUAAAGCUGAAGUUGAUGAAAAUUAUGCCAUUAAAAAGCAGACAGAGAUCCUACAAGAGUCCCAGAUGAUGAUGCCAGAUUGCCAGCGCAGGUUAGAGGUAGCACAUACUACCUUUCAGCAGAUAUUAGAAGGUGAAAGGAAAGACUUGGAAGAAGCUAAGAAAUAA